AAUAAGCUCGUUUCUGCGACUUGCUGCCACUUGCCACACCCAAUUUCUCUCUCUAAGAAAAAUUGAAGAAAAGAAAUAGUACCAGUCGCUCCGCUCAAAUGGAAAAUAUCGGAGCUUGAAACCCUAAUUUUCACAAUCUCUCUCGCGCGCUCUCCCUCCCUCUCUGCUUCUCCUUGGAUCCAGAUAUGUGAAAUUCAAGCUUCAUUGUUGGGCUGAGUAAGAUUUUGUCCAUAUAUCUCAAUGAAUUUUAUCGUGGAUGGAGCUGGAUCAGUUAAUGGUUUCAGCUUGGUGUUAGCUUAUAUUUGACCAUUUCUUGGUUGGUACUAACUUGGGUGUGUUGAAUCUGACUGGACAUGCGCUGGAUUAGCGAUCACUGACGAAUUCCUGGCACUGAAUUAGCAAAUUUUUGUUAGUGAACUUGUCUGGGUUAUAUCGAGGAAUAGUUUUGAACAUAUACAGUUAUUGAAAACGGAGAGAUGGUGAUUGGAAAUAUGAGCAUGGUUUAGCUGAUGCGGGAUUUUGUAAAUUUGAGCUUACUUGUAGUGAUUAGUGGAUAGAGAACAGGAGUGAUAAAAUUGUGUUUGGUUGUCGAUGUACCUAAGCUUUAGCAGAAUGAGUUUACCAAGUGAAGAUGAACUUGGAUCGAAUCAGUACUUGGAAACAAGCAACGAACCACAAAAGAAGCUAAAAAUUUCAUAUACAAGAAAAUUUCUACUAUCCUUGAGUGAAUUGGAUGUUUGCAAAAAAUUACCAAGCGGGUUUGAUGAACCAUCUCUAAGUGAAUUUGAGGACACUUCACAGGACCGAUAUAGAAUUCCUGUCAGUUCAUCAUCACAAAGUUCUAGAUGUAAUGAUAAUAGUUCAUCCCCACCCACUAGAGGGGACUCAAGUAAUUUUUUUCGAGGUAUUCAUGGAAGGUGGGAUAGUCGUUCCUCUGGAAGGAGUGAUCGAGACAGUGACUCUCAAUCUGAAUGGGAUUCAGAUUCUGGAAGGCGUUACAUUAACCAAUCUCGGCGACCUUGGCAAGUACCUGAGCAUGAUGGACUUCUUGGAAGUGGUUCUUUUCCUAGACCAUCUGCAUAUGCUGCAGGGCCAUCAGCUCCUAAGUCUCGAUCUAACGAUCAAUUCCAGCUCAAUAGGAAUAAUGAGCCAUAUCAACCGCCUCGCCCUUAUAAGGCAGGGCCUCAUUUGCAUAGGCAGACUAAUGAUUCACUUAAUGAUGAAACAUUUGGUUCAUCUGAAUCCACAAGCGAGGACAGAGCAGAGGAGGAAAGAAAGAGAAGAGCUUCUUUUGAAUCAAUGAGGAAAGAACAACAUAAAGCUUUCCAAGAAAACCAGAAACCAGAAAAGUCUAAAGAUAAGUUUGAUUUUACCGAGUUACUAGAGGAUUCAAAAGAUGAUAAAAGAUUUCUGAAUAGAACCAAUGAAUUGAACAAGACUGUGAUACAACCUAUGCCAACCAACGAGCUUGAUAAGCCUCUCCAUUCCUCACAAGCUCCUGUACCUAGACCUCUUGUGCCUCCAGGAUUUUCAAGCAUGAUAGCAGAGAAGAGUACGGGGACAAAAUCUUUAACCAAUCCUCUUCCUUCAGAGGCUGGCAAUGAACUUGAGCUAAGCCAUUUGCAAGCUAAAGGUACUUGUGUUUUAGACUGGACUUCAGAUAAUCAAGAUGGAAAACAAUCUUCAGAGGGAAUGCAUUCGAAUUUGCAACAGCCUAGAAGCCCAAUUGCUCAUGUUUCCAUUAAUAACAAGAGCGAAAGGAUUCUGAAUAUAGCAUCAGUUUUUGAUGUUUCAAGUAAAGAAAUUGGCUCCAAGACUUCAAAUCUUUCAGAAGUCUUUAUAGCUUCUGAGAAUUGUGAAGUAAUAGAUCUUGAUGCUGGGGAUGUCACAGGGGAUAAAAACGUGGGUGACUCUGGUUCAUCCCAUUCAACCUCAAUUCUAGACAAGCUUUUUGGCAGUGCUUUAACACUAAAUGGUACUGCUUCCACUGGUCCCUCCAGUUUCAUUGAGCAUCAUGAUGUUAAAGUAGAUGACACAUGGAGCCCUAAGACCGGUCAAUCUUCCAAGUUUGCUCAGUGGUUUAGUGAAGAAGAAAAGAAACCAGUCGACAAUCUCCCAUCUGGCAGGCCAAAUGAUUUGCUCUCACUAAUUGUUGGUGGUGAAAAAGGUGGAUCCCAGGUUAAAGCUACCGAUCACGUGCUGCCAACCUUUCCCUUCCAGAGCUCUGAACUUGAAGACAGGCAUUUGUCAUCAAAUCUAAAGCCUGUCAGUGUUGAAAAUAAUGAGAAGAGGUCCAACGCUGAUAAACCAGAUGUAGUUCCAGCUGUACUUACAUGUGAAGACCUUGAACAGUCUAUUCUGUCAGAAAUUACUGAGAAUGGUUCAACUUCGCUGCCACCUGUGCAUGGCUGGAGUGGUGGUCAUGUUAAGAUUGAGCAGCAGAAAGCUGAAUAUCAUGCAUCCCAGCACCUUCUUUCGUUGUUACAGAAGGGGACAGGCCUGGAUAAUGCAGCACCAUCUGCCAAUCUAGGGAUUAGUCAGAUCAGUGUUGCAGACAGACUACAGAAUACUGAAGUGGCAAAUCCAAGCAAUGCACCUCGCAAGCUGAGAGAUGCAGAUGCUGAAAACAUUCCCAAUCCAGGGAAGGCUUUGACUCUCGAAACACUUUUUGGAACUGCUUUCAUGAAGGAACUGCAAUCAGUAGGAGCACCUGUUUCUAGUCAAAGGGACUCUGUUGGACAUGCAAAUGAUAACGCUUCAGAGUUUCAUGGGCUACCCGUACCUGUAAUAGAUGAUGGCUUCCUUCCUCCAGCUGAAAUUGUGUUGAGCUUGUCAAGUCACAGAAGUGGUGUCUUGGCAUCAAAGCAAAGACAGCAAAUUGUAUCAGAUAGAACUGGAGAGCAUUUGUUAGGCUUCAAUCCUCAAAAUGAAGUGGAUUCAUCACAUCUUCGAACUGAACUGGGCUCUAAGAUUGGUGGCUUUGAUGGGUCUGUUGAAAUUCGACUUCCAGAAGAGGAUAACUUGAUUGCAGUCAGUGGCCCUCUGAAUCUCCAAAACUUUCUACUUGCCAGGACUUCAGCUAAAUCUGAGCUAUUACAGACUCCAGGAACAUCAGUUGAUAUUGCUGAGAAACUUGCGGCUCUGAAUUCUGGAUUCAGGGAAGAAAGACCUGUUGUAGGUCAAGAAGGUCAACCAUUUCUUCGUGGUCCUUAUGAUAUGAGGGAGCCUGAUGCUCACUUUCAUAAUCUCCAUGUCCAGUCAUCUUCUUCCCAGCUUCACCCCCCACAGUUGAAUCAUCCAGGGCCGAUGUUCCAUCCAUUAGGUUCUCAUCCUGCAAACAUGAAUGCUCAGAUGAAAUUAUUGGCCCCUGAGAACAUUCAUCACGAUGCUCCUAAUAAUCAAUUCCCAGCAAGUAUGCUCCGCCCCCCUUUCAAUCACCCCAGCCGCACACUGACUGGAUUUGAUCCUAGCACACAUAAGUCUGUGUUACCACAAAUGCACAUGCAUGGCAAUUUUCCACCUGCUCACCUACAACGUGAAUUUCCCAGAGGUGCGCCUCUGCCUCCACAUCCCAGCAAUCAGGUGACUGGUUUUAUGCAGGAACCAGGUCCAAUGCAGGGUUUCCCUUUUGGUCAAAGGCAGCCCAACUUUGGUGCCCUUGGAACUCCACCUCAAGCUAUCGAUGUUGGUGGUGAAAGCAAUCAUCCGGAGGCACUCCAAAGGCUGAUCGAGAUGGAGCUCAGGUCAAAGUCCAAGCAAGCUCACCCAUUUGCCACCCCGGGCAAUGGUCCAGGAAUAUACGGUCACGAGCUAGACAUGGGUUUUGGAUAUAGAUAGUGGAUUUCGACUCUGGUUGUGAGGCGAUACACUAACGAUCUCAUGCUUGGAUCCACAUGGCAUGGUGAAUGGGUUUGAUAUGCUUCUUCGGAAGGGAUUGCCUAUGGUUGGAUGUAAUUAAUGGAGUUGACAGGGAAUUGGCAUCUAGUUGGGACUUUUGCUUGCUUAUUUCACAUUUGAAAAAUACCCCUUCCCUUCUUUAAUACAUAUAUAUAUUUAUACAUAAA
Molecule: messenger RNA, 4064 nt
Organism: Populus nigra (black poplar)
Lineage: Eukaryota; Viridiplantae; Streptophyta; Magnoliopsida; Malpighiales; Salicaceae
Exons: 11
Coding region: 592-3837 (1081 amino acids)
Source: RefSeq, a predicted model, not a curated record